AUGCGUCGCAUCCCACAGCGCGCAAGACUGGGGGUGCUUGAUGCACUAGCUUGUAUCCUGAAGCGGCUCAAGUCAAAGGCAGCAGACGAGGCGGCAUCCUUGGUGUUUUUGGCCUUCCCUCGUCUUUUCUUGGGGAUUCCAACCGGGCAAGGCCAGGGGCAGAGGGCGGCAAUUAGGGAGCGGUUGGAGAAGUUUUGGGCUGGGGAGUGGCAGCAGCUGUUUGAGUUGGCGGUGGCGGCGAUGCAACCUGCGGCUCGCCCCUUGUCCUUCACCCCACCCGAGCAUGAUCCUGAUGCCGUGCGCCUAUCCCGCUGCCGUACAAGGUGCAAAGUGGGAGAAUGGAGUCGGGGUUUGGCGUGCCUUACGGCUGGUAGCAUCGCUCAGCCCUCUCAGCACAUGGUGGACGCGCUACGAGCGAAACACCCAUCGUGCGAGUCCGCCAUUCCUGGGUGGGUGCAGGAGGAGACAGUCGAGCCUUCCCUUAUCCCACAGCUCUCAGUGGAGGUACUCGGCCAGGCGAUCCACUCAGCGGCUAGGGCGUCCGCACCAGGACCGUCGGGGUGGGUGACGGAGCACCUGCGCGACACUUUUCUCUCUGAGCCCGCGUAUCUGUCCCACCUGCUAGAGGUCUUCACCCAGUGGACCAAGGGAGAGGUAGCGGAGCGCGUGCGACCCUGGCUCACUGCGUCCAACUUGGUGGGCCUGUCGAAGCCGAAUGGUGACGUUCGCCCGGUGGCUAUAGGCGAGGUGCUCCCCCGCAUACUAUCUCGGGCCAUAUGCAUCGUGCUUCGCCCGAAGAUGAUGUCGCACUUUGCUCCGUGUAACCAGUUUGGAGUCGGGUCCAGGUCGGGAGUGGAAGUCCUCGCACAUGCCUUUCGCUCCGCCAUCUCUACUCACCCGUCGUGGUGUGCGCUGCAAAUUGACGUGGCGAACGCUUUCAACUCCUUCCAUCGGCGGGAAAUGUUUGAGGGUCUUCGACAGUCGCCUUUCAAGGGAUUGAUUCCAUUUCUGCGUGUCUUCUACGGCACUCCUAGCGACCUCUAUCUCCGAGCGGGCCCUUUUGUCGAAGCUUUGGCUUCCGAGCGGGGCUCGAGGCAAGGGGAUCCAUUGGGUCCGUUUCUGUUCGCGUUCACACAGCAGCUGGUUAUGGAACCAACCAAAAUGGAGUACGCCGACUUACUCUUCCUCAGCUAUGCUGACGAUACGUAUAUCCUGGGGCCUAGGGAACGGGUUCUAGCAGCCUAUGAGGCCUUGCGGGAACGACUGGACGGGCUGGGUUUGGAGGUGCAGCCGCAUAAGUGUAAGCUAUGGGAGCGAGGGAGGGACCAGGAUGGGGAGGAGAGAAAUGAGACUGUCCCGCCCGGCAUGCAGCAGACAUGGACGGGGCUCACUGUGGUAGGGGUGCCCAUUGGGGAGGAGGACUGGGAGGUGGCUAGCCUGCGUCGCCGGCUGACGGAGCUGCAUGCACCUGUCCCCUGGCUUCCUCUGCUUGACCACCCACAGAUUGCGUCCCAUUUGUUGGCGAUCGCAGUGUCGGCGCGCCCGAUCUACCUCACACGGACGAUGCCUCCACGACCUGAGGUUGUGGAGGCUUUUCGGGACUGGGACACGAAGCUGGAAGAUUGUUUCGAGGAGCUGUUUCCAGAUAGUACCUGGGAUCACGAUUCGGGGAAGUCCCAGAUGGCUCGUUUACAGCUGCACCUUCCUGCCAGACUCGGGGGGUUCGGCAUUCGAUCUGCGGCUGACCUUAGUCCUCUGUCGUAUGCAUGUGGCUGGUGCCAAGCAGUGAGCGAUGUGGCUCGGUUGGGGGUGGCAGGUGAGGAGCGGAUGUUUGAGGAGUUUUUCCGCACGCCCGAGGCUACGACCUUGUUGGACCCCUGGUUUGCGAGAGCAGUGGAUCUGCUUCCACAGUCGGUUCGGCAGGAGAUGCCACCCCUUGCCUUGUGCACCGCUGAUCCGCCUAUGCUGCUCUUCCCCACACAACACCGUCGCCUGGCGGUUGAGAGCCUCCAAUCUCUUCGAGGCAUGGCCCACAACGAUGCCACCCUGGCCCGUUUGACAUCCCUUCAGGGCCCGGGGGCUGGGGCGUGGGUUUCUGCCGUUCCUUCGCACGAGGAGGCUACCUUCACCGCAGCCGAGUGGAGCAUCUGCGCGUCCAUGCGCCUAGGCCUCCCUAUUCAGCAGCUGAUAGUGGCCGGCAAGUGCGCGUGUGGGUUUGAGUUUGCUGAUCCCUCUGACCCGCAUCAUGCCCUUCGCUGCAAGUAUCAGUAUGCACCUUCUCGGGUUCACGAUGCGGUUAAAUUUGUGGUGGCGAAGAUAGCUAAGGGUGCGGGUGGGAUUGUGACCAUGGAAGACGACACGUUGCUCCCAGGGAAGAGGGUUGAUGUGGCGGUUCGGAAACUGAGGGAGGGGGAGGAGCACGCGCUGGAGGUUAGUGUGGUAGAUCCUAUCUCGCUAUCCGCGCAGCACCAUGGACAGAUUGGUCGCAAGGUGGGUUUUGCCGCGAGAGAGAGAGAAAAGCGGAAGACGGCGGACUACAAAUCGCUUCUACAGCGGCAUGGGGGAGUGCAGUUCACACCACUCAUUGCUGAGACAUGGGGAUGCUUGGGGGGGAGUUUUGGACGGUGGCUUAAGAAGCAGGGUGACGCGCAGAUCGAGAUAGCAAAGACGAAAGGGGCGGCGCGAGCUACGGGAAAGGGUUUCUCGGCUUAUUUGCUCGGAUCGCUCAAAGCGGCUGUGGGUGUGGCUUUGCAACGGGCUCAGGCGCGUGUGAUCUUGUUACGCGCUGCGUCGAUGAUGAGAGGCCCAGAGGCUGUUUGGGUGGAGCGGGAGGAUGUUGAGGAGGAGAUGGGAUGGGAUGCUCCGUGGGCGGAUGCACCAUACUUGGUAGACAUGCGGGUUUAG
Molecule: messenger RNA, 2904 nt
Organism: Closterium sp. Yama58-4
Lineage: Eukaryota; Viridiplantae; Streptophyta; Zygnematophyceae; Desmidiales; Closteriaceae
Source: the annotation of a GenBank genome assembly